CCCUGUCUGCAAAGAUCAUUCUUACGCUCUGCAAGACAUGUGAGAAGUGAAAGUUGACUACAAAAUGCGUUACAGUAGUAUUUGAUCAGAGUUCGCUCAGAAAAAGUGAAACUGCAUUUGAAAAAAUUAUUGUCAUUGUUUGUACUGCAUAUGUAUUAGGGAAGUGAACAAAUAAAUAUGUUUGAUAAAUGAAAAUAUUUGUGUAUCAUCAUUUAAAAAAAAAAUAAUUUAAUUAAUAGGACACUUUUUUUUUUUUUUUAAUAAAUAAGAAAACCAUUGAAUCCAAUUACAGGUCAUUUUGACCCACUUUAUUAGAGUAAAGACCCAGAGUAUUAGAGUAAGGUAUUUCUUUUUUUAUACGUUUUUUUUGUUUGUUGCGUUUUUGUGUUUAAGGUUGGAAAAGUGUUAUUUAUAAUGAUUUAUUUUGUAUAAUGUACUUACUGUAUGUUCAUGAUGAAUUACAUGGCUCUUAGGCAGGGAUUGUUGUCCUGGUGACGUCACAGCCGGUCUCUAUAUCCAGUUUAAAGAUGGCGCCUUUGCACGUACUGAUAUGCUGUCAGCGGGGUUUAGCAUGGAUACCUGUUAUUUUCAUCAACUUGGUGGUUUGCUGGUCAUAUUACGCUUACGUGGUGGAGCUCUGUAUCUACACAAUCCCUAACACUGAAGAGCAAGUUAUCUAUCUGGUAGUCUUUCAUAUAUGCUUUGUAUUGUUCAUGUGGUCAUACUGGAAGACCAUAAUUUCUAAACCCAGCAACCCUUCAAAAGCGUUCUCUUUACCAAAAGCAGAAAAAGAGGAGUAUGAAAAAGAAGAAAGACCAGAGGCCCAGCAGGAGAUCCUGAAAAAAGUUGCCAGAAGUUUGAGCAUAUACACAUGUACUGGAUCUGGAGUCAUCCGUUACUGUAAUCGAUGUCAGGUAAUCAAACCGGACAGAUGCCAUCAUUGCUCUACAUGUGACAAGUGUGUAUUGAAGAUGGAUCAUCAUUGCCCCUGGGUCAAUAACUGUGUGGGCUUCUCAAACUACAAAUUCUUUGUGUUGUUCCUGGCCUACUCCAUGCUGUACUGCAUUUUCAUUGCAUCCACAGUCCUACAAUAUUUCAUUAUGUUCUGGACCAAUCAGCUGCCAGACACUCAUGCUAAGUUCCACGUGCUGUUCCUCUUCUUUUUGGCGGCCAUGUUCUUCAUCAGCAUCCUCUCACUGUUCAGCUACCAUAUCUGGCUCGUGGCCAAGAACAGGACCACUAUAGAGGCUUUCAGAGCCCCAGUGUUCAGAAACGGUGCUGAUAAAAAUGGCUUUACUCUGGGCUACUGCAAAAAUUUUGCCCAGGUUUUUGGAGACCAAAAGAAAUACUGGUGCUUGCCUAUUUACUCGAGCUUGGGAGAUGGUUGUACUUUUCCUGCUCGAUUAUUCAACAGUGAUGCUGAACAGGGCAUUGUAGACCACCAGACCAACACAAAAUGUGCUGUGGAUGGACAGCUAAACAGCAGACCUCUCAGCGAGUCACAGAAUCAUCUCCUAAACCGUAAUGUCUCCUUGGAUGAGCAAGACUACAGUACUACAAACACUGAUAAUGGUCUAACAGUCACGGUUUCCACCAAGAGGGAGUCCUAACCAGUACCUCAGGAUGAGACAUGAUUAUUCUGAUCUCAUGGGAAUGUUGCACUCCUCUUUUAAAGACUUCAUUCAACAGAUUACAGAGCCAAAAACCUUCCUUAAGCUGCAGCUUCCUCCCGUGUGCAACUGGUAAACAGUGAACCCACAUGAAAAACCCACAUACUCUGAACUUCACAUCACACGUGAUCAUCACCAAAUUUUUCACUGUACUAACAGGAGCUUUGACUAAAUACUCCAAUUUUAUUACAUGUUACACCUACUAUUUGGGCUGAUGCUUUGCAUUUUUAUUGUGACUUUAUUUAUUUUUUUCGGUUGGAUACAGCUAUAGUACUUUCACCUCUGGUAUUAUUUUGCAGGAUUAAAAAAUAGAUUGCAGAUGUUUAUAAAACUAGAGUAUUACACCCCAAUUCCAAAAAAAGUUGGGACAGUUUUUGAAACUGUUUUGGACAUUUGAAAAUUCAAUUCACGCUGUACUAUAUUGAAAACACAUUAACACAUUAUUUGAUGUUUUACUUUGUGAAUUUAAUUUAUUUUUGAAAAUGUACACUCAUUUCAAAUCUGAAGACUGCAACACACUCCAAAAAAGUUGGGACAGUCGACUGUUUACCACUGUGUAACAUCACCUUUUCUUUUAAUAACACUUAUUAAGCUUUUGGGAACUGAAGACACCAGUUGGUUAAGUUGAGCAAGUGGAAUUUUCCCCCAUACAUCCAUUAUGCAUUUCUUCAGCUGCGCAACUGUAUGGGGCCUUCGUUGCCUUAUUUUGCGCUUCAUAAUGCGCCACACAUUCUCAAUCGGAGACAGGUCAGGACUGCAGGCAGGCCAUGCUAGCACCCACACUCUCUGCUUAUGCAAUCAUGCACUUGUAAUCUGGGCAGAAUAUGGUUUGGCUUUGUCCUGCUCUGGAUGGCAGCAUAUGUUGCUCCAAAAUGUGUACACAUCUUUCUGCAUUAAUGGUGCCCUCAGAGAUGUGCAACUUAUCCAUACCAUGACAGACGCUGGCUUUUGCACCUGACGCUGGUAACAGUUUGGAAGGUCCUUUUCCGCUUUGGCCUGGAGAACGCAUUGGCUGUUUUGUCCAAAAUCUAUUUGAAAUGUUGACUCGUCGGACCACAAAACACGUUUCCACUGUUCUACUGUCCAUCUCAGAUGAGACCAAGUCCAGAGAGGUUGGAGGCACUUCUGGACAGUGUUGAUGUAUGGCUUUGCAUAGUAAAGCCUUCACUUGCAUCUGUGGAUGCAGCAGCUAAUGGUGUUGACUGACAAAGGUUUACCAAAGUAUUCCAUGUCAGGAUAGCCAUUACAGACUCAUGACGGUUUUUAAGACAGUGAUACCUGAGGGCCCGGAGAUCAUGCGCAUUCAGAAGUGGUUUUCGUCCUUGCCCUUUAUGUACCAAGAUUUGACCGGAUUCCUUGAAUCUUUUAAUUAUAUUGUGCACUGUAGAAGGUGAAAUGCCCAAAAUUCUACCAAUUUGUCUUUGGGGAAUGUUGUUCUCAAAGUGUUUGAUUAUUUGCUGAUGGCGAGUCUCGACCCAUCCUUGCUCUUUAAGGACUAGGCCUUUUUUGGAGGCUCCUUAUAUACUAUGAUUAGAUAAUUGCCUCAGUUGUUUCACAUCACCACCUUAUUUCAACUUGUCACAUUGCUAUUAGUCCUAAAUUGCCCCGUCCCAACUUUUUUGGAACGUAUUGCAUGCAUCAAUUUCAAAAUAAACUUACCUUCAAAAAACUAUGCAGUUGAUUAGGUAAAACAUCAAAUACUUUGGCUUUAUAAAAAAAAAUUUUUUUGUUCAAAUACAAGUCAAAGUACAUUUACAAAUCACUCCUCUUUGUUUUUAUUAGCAUUUUCCAUACUGUCCCAACCUUUUCGGAAUUGGGGUUGUAGUUAAACCCACACCAGUUACAUAUACACCAAAUCAUACAGUAUUUCUAGUUUCAUUUAGAAUUCAAUUGCAGUGGGCCUAAUGAGUGGCUUGAGUGACUUCAAACAUAGCAUGGUAGUACCAAUUGUACCAGCUCUAUCAUCUCCGAAAUGCAUGUUGUCCUCAACUUGUUUGUCUGAGCUCUGAGUGGGAAAUAUAGACAGCUCUACAAUUAUAUCAACCUUUGGUAAAGAUGGAUAAAAAAGGGUUUAAAUAAUGUCUUUGUGUAACAAAACCAGAUGUCACCCCUACAUGUAGUACUUUGUGUAACCUCCUUUUACCAACAUAACAUGUGAGUGUUCUCCUAUAAUGCUUGGAGAUUAGAAAGCAAGAACUCUGAGAUGAUGCCUUAGUACAGAAUCUCUCCAGAUCCUUCAGGGUCCUAGCUCCUGUAUUGUAAAUUCUUUUCUUUAGCUCACCACACAUGUUUUCAGUAGGCUUUAGGUCAGGACAAGGACAUGAUUUUGUGGUCACUGAACUGUUUUUGUGUGGACUGUUUGUAAAGGAAAAUACAUUUGUGUCAUCUUCCAAGUAGGGUCAUUACA
This is a messenger RNA of Ictalurus furcatus (blue catfish), 4077 nucleotides long. It is a transcript of the gene zdhhc20a, whose product is annotated as zinc finger DHHC-type palmitoyltransferase 20a. The transcript is spliced from 13 exons. Gene Ontology annotation, molecular function: protein-cysteine S-palmitoyltransferase activity. NCBI's taxonomy places the organism in Eukaryota, Metazoa, Chordata, Actinopteri, Siluriformes, Ictaluridae. Gene Ontology annotation, cellular component: endoplasmic reticulum; Golgi apparatus. Gene Ontology annotation, biological process: peptidyl-L-cysteine S-palmitoylation; protein targeting to membrane; synaptic vesicle maturation. The coding region runs from base 528 to 1610 and encodes 360 amino acids. The record is from RefSeq and is a predicted model, not a curated record.